Parnassius apollo (apollo) is the source of this 1467-nucleotide messenger RNA. Lineage: Eukaryota; Metazoa; Arthropoda; Insecta; Lepidoptera; Papilionidae. The record is from the annotation of a GenBank genome assembly.
AUGUUUGUUGCGUUUACCGUCUACCGACCAACUGACUGUAUAUGUAUCCCUGAACUUCUUCAACUGUCAUCGAAACAAUUAGCCAAAAAGAAGAUUUGUAUCAGGCAUUUCGAACAUCAAUAUCUUGAUGGCUUCACGAGGAAAUACCACGGUUAUCCUACUCUACUGACUGAAGAAGAAAUAGCUUGUGGAGUACCCAGUCAAUCCAUCACUGACUAUUAUGAUCAUACUUACUGUAAAAGAAGGCAAGGUAUGGAAGAAGCAGCUCCUGAAAUAAUUAAAAAGCCAAAAUAUAGUAAAGAAUACAUGCUGGUUAAUUUAGAUAAUUCACAAAAUAAUAAAAGAGAAAAUACUGGAGAGACUUCUGUGUCAGAUGACAUCACCAUGUUGUCAAAGCCAUCAACUUCUCAGCAAAGUUAUUACAUCUCCAUGUCGCCAAAACCAUCAACUUCUCAGCAAAGUUAUGAUGUCCCCAUUUCACCAAAGCCAUCGACAAUUCAACACAGUGAUAAAAACAAAUGUAUUAAGCUUGUAAAAAGUAGACCUCGACUUGUAAGCAAUAUUAACAACUUAACUCCAAGAUGUCGAAGGUUGUACUUUAAGUGUAAAGAUAUGAUUAAAAGAAAGAGAUUGUUUACAAGUAAUGAAGAUAACAAACAAAACAUUGCUCAUGCAGAAAUUCUUAGCAAUACCAAAAGUUUUAGAAAAUUAAUAGAAAAGUUAGAUUUCUUCCCAAAACAGUUUAUAGCAUUGCAGCUGAGGUUUGCUGGUAAAGCUUCAAAAGGAAGAAGCAUUGUUUUUGAUGAAGUUCAGUUAUCUGCACAUUUGAAUUUUAUUGCAAGCAAUGAUGAAAUUGAGGGGUUUGUAAAAGCAGAUGGGCCCCCAAAAUUUGCUGACCAUGCUUUGGUAGUGAUGCUCAGAGGUAUUUGUGCAUCAUGGCGACAACCAGUCGCUUACUAUUUUUGCCAAGGAACUACACCAGCAGCUACUUUGAAACAUAUUUUAAAGGAUAUGGUUAAGAUAGUAAUCGAAUCUGGAUUAAAGCCUUUAGCCUUCAUUUGUGACCAGGGAGCUACAUCACAGCGUGCUCUUAAAGAUCUUCAAGAAGAGACUAAGAGACACUGUUUUCAAAAUAAUAUAAAAUUUGAUGGUAGUAUCCUAAUUGGGGGAAAUGAGCAUGUUAUACCAGAAAAAAUAAAGAAGAUGAAAGUUAAGAACUGCACUCAAGUCUUCAGUGAACGCGUAGCUGCCACAAUGCAGUAUACAGCAACUUUUUCUCAGCGACAUGACGGAACACAAAUCAAUGAACAACCAGUUCCCGAUAGUAAUGAUAAUAGAAACCUUAGUUGUUCAUCUGAAGUAAAUUUAUCAGGAAAUAUGGUCUCCUCCAUAUUUGAAGAAAAAAAUAAAUGUAAAUGCGAGGAGUUACACUUCAGGAUAUAUUAUAAGAAAACUGUGUCAAAAUAA